AUGGAUGUUGAGGCUUUUCGAAAAAAUGGAAAGGAAUUAAUUGAUAUAGUAGCUGAUUAUUGGGAAUCCUUGGAUAACAAUAAAUGGGAAAAGCCAUUACCUGAUAUCAAACCUGGCUUUUUGCAAUCUUUAAUACCCGAGGAGGCACCUGAAGAACCGGAAAGUUGGCAACAGAUUUUUGCUGAUAUUGAACCUGUUGUUUUGAAUGGAAACACACAUUGGCAUCAUCCUAACUUCUUUGCUUAUUUUUCCACUGCUUGUAGCUAUGCAGGUGUCAUGGGUGAUAUUCUUAGUACGGGAAUUGCAUCAAUUGGAUUCACUUGGAAAUCAAGUCCAUCAAUGACUGAACUUGAAAUGGUGAUGACCGACUGGUUGGCAAAAGCUAUUGGAUUACCUCACCAAUUUUGGAAUUCUGAUCCAGGGCCAGGCGUUGGAAUGAUACAAAGUACUGCAAGUGAUGCAACACUAGUAGCAUUACUUGCAGCUAGGGCUAGAGCUGUUAAGAAGCUAAAGUCACAGAAUAUUCAACUUGGUCAAUGGGAAAAAUUUUUGAAAACUCCAUUUAUUAAAGCACUUGGGCAUCAACUAAGUGAAGUUGGUGUAUCAUUGAGGAGCAACUUGCCCAAAUUUAAUGGGAUGAUUAAUGGAGGGCAAAAAGUUGAACAAACAACAAAAAAUCCAAUCGGCGAAGUAACAAUCUUUGAGGCACAUGAUUCAGCUUAUUUUGAUAGAUUAGUAGCUUAUUGCUCUGAUCAAGCCCAUUCUUCAGUAGAUAAAGGAAUAAUGUUAAUUGGUGUUAAAAUAAGAAAAUUGCCUACAUCCAAAAAUAAAUUGGGAAAUUUCUCCUUGGAAGCUUCAAUACUUGAAAAGGCUAUAAAUGAAGACCGCUCAAACGGUUUAAUUCCCUUUAUUCUAAUAAUAACUGUGGGUACAACAAAUACAUGCGCAGUUGAAUCAAUUAGAGAAUUAGGUCCAGUAUGUGAAAGGGAAGGUAUUUGGGUGCAUGUAGAUGCUGCUUAUGCUGGCAGUUUUCUUCUCUGUGAAGAAUUUGCUUAUCUGGCAGAUGGUGUUGAAUUUGCUGAUUCUUUUAAUUUUAAUGCUCAUAAGGCAAUGAUGAUUAAUUUUGAUUGUUCUCCAAUGUGGUCGGUUGAUAUUUUGGUAGUAUAGGGUGAAAAUAAUUUGGGGUA
Messenger RNA from Meloidogyne enterolobii, 1187 nucleotides. NCBI's taxonomy places the organism in Eukaryota, Metazoa, Nematoda, Chromadorea, Rhabditida, Meloidogynidae. The record is from the annotation of a GenBank genome assembly.